CUGGGGAGACUUGCUAAACACGGCAUACACCUGCUCGACGGAUGAAUGAGUCCCCCUCUCAGAGCCUAUGAGACGAGGAGGGGCUGGCUGCAUGGCCAUCGCAGAACCGGAUUACCGCUCUCGUCCAGAGCUGAGAGCGACUCGGGUCACGCAUACUAGUACUCACACAGCGAUUGAGGCUCUUUCGGAAGACUUCAAAAGCCCAUGUCGUCCUGGCCAACGUGACGCUAAACUCAGACGACAUGUGCCUUGGUGAUUCCUGACUCGGGUGCGAUUGCUGAAUCUAACAACAAAAUUAGAUCAUUCUCGAUACACCUCGUCGAGCUGCCCGACGCCGUUCUUAUGAUGGGUAGGGAUUAUUACAUGACUCUCACAGUCCGCGAUCUCCCCCCGGGUACCACCGCUCAGGAUGUUUGCGAUCAUAUCAAUCGACGACGCGCAAAUGCACAUCCCGUGGUCGGUCCUCUGGUGAAGGACCCGAACAGGCCCUCACUGUGUACCGUUGUGACAAUACGGCAGGAUAGCGAGUAUCUGUGUCGUACAUUACGGGACAGUCUCAACCUCAAGACGUUUUACCCAAGGAACCCGACAACCACGGUUACCGAGUCUCAGAUUGCCGUGAGCAAUGAGUUUCUCGGCGUCACGACGUUAGCCGAGCACGAGAACCCCGAGUUUGAUCUGUACUUCGUCCACGGUCUUGGCGGGCAUGCAUUCGGAUCUUGGAGCUCCAACUUGAACAGAGGCACUCCUAGCAUGUGGCCAAGAGACUUCCUCGCCAAGGACAUCCAGAACCGACCUCGUUCUCGCCUUGACCCCGACGGUCCCAAACUCGCAGGGCGUAUUUCGACCAUUGGCUACAACGCCCACGCGCAGCAGAGUUACUCAUCGACAAUGACCAUCGAAAAAGCAGCCGAGGACCUCCUUGAAAGGAUUAGAACAGACCGCCCUGAGGGCUCCGGCCGCCCCAUGUAUUUCGCCUGUCAUAGCCUUGGCGGCCUUGUUACGUGCCAGGCCCUCAUUCAUGCUCUGCGCGGAGAUCCCUCGAAGCCUGAGUUGCAGGAGCAUUACCGCGGCAUCUUCUUUCAGAACGGCCAGUGUUUGGUCAAGGGCAUAAUAUUUUUUGGGACUCCAUUCGAGGGAUCAUCACUUGCAAACUUUGCCCACAAGUUCGCCAAAUUCCUCGGCGGCAACGAAGCAAUAAUCAACAGCCUAAGAACAAAAUCCGAAGUAUUAGCCGAGCUUGUAGGCAAGUUCAAUCAGCUACGAAGCCAUCGGGAGACGGGAUUCCCUAUUGUAGUAGCGUUUGAGAAAUCGCCCAUGUUCAACCUCAAAUUCGUGACCAAGCCCGACUCGGCUAUCAGUUCCUUCAAUUCGCGGACCAUCGGAAUAGACGGGGACCAUAGGACCAUGAUCAAGUUCGAUCACCCUCACAACAAGGACUAUCUCCAUGUCUCAGAGAUCAUGAUUCGCAUGAUUCAGGAUACCCUACCAAGCAAGAAAUCGUUCCGAAGAGACUCGAACCCGUCACCCCCGUUUGAGCCGCAGCCCUUACGCAGCAGAUCCUGGAGCUCACCGCCUCCCCCGUACCCGGGAUUGUCCGGUACGCUCAUUCAAGCUCAGCCUGCCGAUCCGACUUCCCCGGUUUGCGACUGCAAGAGCCCAAGAAGGUCUGGAUCAUCCUUGGGACAGCCGCCAACGAGAGACGCUAGCCCAUGUCCCGAAAAGACGGAUGAUCCGUGGCCGAGCGAAUCGUUUAGGAAUGUCGUUCCUGAUGUGAAACCUGUCAAGGCUGAGGAGCUUAUUCAGCCAGUCCAGAAGGGCAGGGAGCACACGAGCGAUUUCUCCGCGUUGCGUGCGUUCGACACCGUCUUCCUGCUGGACGACACGGGUUCGAUGGUGGAAACCGACACGGACAGCGGUAGAUCUCGGUGGGAGGAACUCAUUGAAAGUCUCCGAUACACGGUCGAAAUUGUUUGCCACUAUGACAAGGACGGGGUCGAAGUCCACUUCCUCAACCAGGACGAGAAGGACGAAGACGGCAUCACAGAAGGGCAGCGGGUUCUUAACCUCUUGACGAAGGAAGUCUGCCCCGACGAGCAAGGCGGCGGGACCUACAUCAGCACCCGCCUCUGGGAUAUCCUGUGUCCUUAUGUCGACAGGUUCGAGGCGUGGAAGACAUGGCAGAGUAGCCGUGACCGCUCCAGGCCAAAGAUGAAAAAGCCGAGGAUGCUCAACCUGAUCGUCAUCACGGAUGGCGCUGCUGAGGACAAAGAAGGAGUAGAAGAUAUCAUCGUCAAUGUGGCCAAGAGGCUAGACAGCCUCAGUGCGCAUCCCAACCAGGUCGGUAUCCAGUUCUUGCAGAUUGGCAAGGAUGAUGAUGCCGCGAGGUGGUUACGGUCGCUGGAUGAUGCAUUGAAGGAGAAGCACUCUGUUAGAGAUAUUGUCGAUACGCGACCUUGGGACAGCCCGCGGGUUAUUGACAAACCCUUCAGGGAGAGGCUGACCCAGAUUUUACUUGGAGCUGUCAACCGGGCCCAGGACUGUGCCGGAAAUGCUGAAAUGGAGUAAAUGAUCUCGCUGGAAG
Messenger RNA from Canariomyces notabilis, 2584 nucleotides. RefSeq lists its product as uncharacterized. Bases 343 to 2568 code for a protein of 741 amino acids. The record is from RefSeq and is a predicted model, not a curated record. The transcript has 6 exons. NCBI's taxonomy places the organism in Eukaryota, Fungi, Ascomycota, Sordariomycetes, Sordariales, Chaetomiaceae.